Dunckerocampus dactyliophorus (ringed pipefish) is the source of this 6525-nucleotide messenger RNA. RefSeq names its product nodal modulator (gene nomo). The transcript is spliced from 31 exons. The record is from RefSeq and is a predicted model, not a curated record. Gene Ontology annotation, cellular component: endoplasmic reticulum membrane. The coding region runs from base 54 to 3719 and encodes 1221 amino acids. Gene Ontology annotation, molecular function: carbohydrate binding. Lineage: Eukaryota; Metazoa; Chordata; Actinopteri; Syngnathiformes; Syngnathidae.
GAACCGGAUGCAGCGUGCUGUUCAACGGUUUGACAGGCGAGCAUUCAUCCAAAAUGUUGAAAAUCACCAUCCGGGCAGAUAUAAGUACCCUUUGGGUCUUAUUCUGGAUCACGUAUUCUCAGUUUUUGGUCGUAUCGUCCGAUGACAUAGUGGUGGCGUGUGGAGGAUUCGUCAAAUCCGAUGUUGAAAUCAAUUACUCGCUGAUCGAGAUUAAACUCUAUACCAAGCAAGGCUCAUUAAAAUAUCAGACGGACUGUGCUCCAAUCAAUGGAUACUUUAUGAUCCCUCUUUACGACAAGGGAGACUUUGUUUUAAAGAUUGAACCUCCCCUUGGCUGGAGCUUUGAGCCUACCAGUGUAGAGCUCCAUGUGGAUGGAGUCACGGAUAUAUGCACAAAAGAAGAGGACAUCAAUUUUGUUUUCACUGGCUUUUCAGUGUCUGGGAAGGUCCUCAGUAAAGGCCAUCUCCUCGGCCCAGCUGGAGUAGAAGUUCAGUUGAGCCGAGCAGGAACAGAUGAGAAACUCCAGAGUGUCAUCACACAGCCUGGAGGAACAUACACCUUUCACAAAGUCCUCCCCGGAACUUAUGACAUCAUUGCUUCCCAUCCUUCCUGGAUCCUGGAGCAGAGCGCUACCUCAGUGCACAUUUCCACUGCCAACGCGCCGGCCGCUGACCAUCUGGUGGUCGGAGGCUAUGACGUCUCAGGGGAGGUCCGCAGUGAUGGAGAGCCCAUGAAAGAGGUCACCUUCCUGCUUUACUCGGCCACAGUGAAAAGAGAGGAUGUAAAGGACUGCAAUUUUUCUCCAGUGGAGGGCGCCGAUUCUGGGGACAGCUCUCUUGUCUACCUGUGCAGUGCCCUCUCCAGGGAGGAUGGCACCUUCAACUUCCCCUCACUGGCAAGUGGAGAGUACACUGUGGUGCCCUUCUACAGAGGAGAAAGGAUCACUUUUGAUGUCGCUCCUUCCAGAAUGAAUUUCAAGGUGGAGCACAGCAGUUUGACACUAGAGCCCAUCUUUCGCGUUAUGGGUUUCUCUGUGACUGGACGGGUUCUGAACAGUGUGGCUGGGGAGGGCGUAGCUGAUGCCACCGUCUCCCUCAACAAUCAGAUCAAAGUUGUCAGCAAAGAGGACGGUUCUUACAGGCUGGAGAACAUGACAGCUGGUACUUACACCAUCCGUGUCCAAAAGGAGCUCAUGUUCUUCGAGCCAAUAACGGUCAAAAUUGCCCCGAACACACCACAACUUCCUGACAUCAUUACAGCAGGGUUCAGUGUUUGCGGACAGAUCUCCAUCAGCCGCCUGCCUGAGGGCAUGAAGCAGCAGGGUCGCUACAAGGUCACCUUGACACACCAGGCCCAAGACAAGACUUCGGGCCGGGUCAUUGACUCUGACACCCAGGGAGCGUUCUGUUUUCAGGCUAAACCAGGAGACUACAGUGUCCAUGUGUCUCUCCCCGAGGCUGAUGUGAAAGCGGGCCUGGCGUUGCAGCCUCAUUCUCUGGAGUUUUCAGUUGUGGACCAGCCCCUCACAGACCUACUCUUUACCCAGUUCAUGGCCUCUGUCUCUGGAAAGGUUUACUGUUUAGCGUCCUGUGAUGACUUGUCAGUAACACUUCAACCAGUUAGCCGACAAGGAGAGAGAAGGAUUGUGCCCUUGUCUGGCAGCAGUGACAUCCUCAGCUUCUCCUUUGACAACGUUCUACCUGGGAAAUACAAAGUGAGCAUCUCUCACGAGGAGUGGUGUUGGAAGCACAAAUCCAUGGAAAUCGAGGUCCUGGACUCUGACAUAUUGGGGGUGGAGUUCCGACAGAUCGGCUACAUCCUACGCUGCUCCCUCUCCCAUGCCAUUACUCUGGAGUUCUUCCAAGAUGGCAGCAAACCUGAGAAUGUGGGCAUCUACAAUCUCUCCAAGGGAGUCAACCGGUUCUGCCUCUCCAAACCUGGCGUUUACAAAGUCACCCCUCGCUCCUGCCACCAGUUUGAGCAGGAUUUUUACACUUACGAUACAUCGGCACCCAGCCUCCUGACCCUGACUGCAGUGCGCCAUCACAUGACAGGGCUCAUCACCACUGACAAGAUCCUAGACGUCACAAUCACCAUCAAAUCGUCCAUCGAGAGCGAGCCGGCACUGGUUCUUGGCCCCUUGCGGAGUCUGGAGGAGCAGAGACAGGAGCAGCAGCUGCAGGAGAUUCAGCUGCGGCGUCAGGAACGAGAGCGGCGAGCUGCCGAAGAGGACGGAACCUCCAAAGAUGAUAAUCCUCCCGUUCAAGAGAAGGCUGAUGACUUGACAGGCCCCUUCCACUAUGAGUUCUCCUACUGGGCAAGGGCUGGAGAGAAGAUAACGGUGACUCCCUCCUCCAAGGAGUUGCUCUUUUACCCCCCUGAAGUCGAGGCCACCAUCACAGGAGAGUCCUGUCCGGGGCGCAUGGUGGACAUCAUGGGCCGUGCAGGGCUCUUCUUGGAAGGCAAAGUGUCACCGGAGCUACAAGGUGUAGAGAUCUCCAUCAGUGAGAGAGGAGCUGCUGCACCACUCAUCACUGUGGCUACUAAUGAGAUGGGAGCAUACAGUGUGGGUCCACUCCACAGCGACCGGCAGUACGACAUCAGCGCCAGUAAAGAAGGUUUUGUCCUGAGUCACGUGGAGGGAAGCCAGGGAGACUUCAAGGCCUUCGCUCUGGCUGGAAUCACCUUCAAGAUAAAGUCAGAAGACGGUCAUCCGCUGUCGGGAGUCCUUUUGUCUCUAAGUGGAGGACAGUUUCGCUCUAACUUGUUGACUCAGGACACUGGCGUCCUCAACUUCAAUAACCUGAGUCCAGGUCAGUACUACUUCAAGCCUAUGAUGAAGGAAUUCCGCUUUGAGCCUGCAUCCCAGAUGAUUACAGUAGAAGAGGGUCAAAUCCUUAGUAUUGAUAUCACUGGCAUUAAGACUGCCUACAGCUGCUACGGAGCAGUGCUGUCUCUGAGUGGCGAUGCUGAGAGGGAUGUUGCCGUGGAAGCGGUGGGCCAAGGAGACUGUAGCCUCUACAGCGAGGACACUGUCACUGAUGAGGAAGGUCGCUUCAGACUCAGGGGUCUGCUGCCUGACUGCAAAUACCUGAUUCAACUGCGAGCUGAAGGCAACGACCACAUCGAGAGAGCUUUACCUCAGCAAAGAGCCAUAGAGGUCGGCAGCAGUGACAUUGAAGGAAUCAACAUCAUCGCCUUCAGACAAAUCAAUCAGUUUGACCUGAGUGGGAAUGUCAUCACAUCCCCUGAACACCUGGCAACUCUUUCGGUGAAGCUGUAUAAGAGUGACAACUUGGACAACCCCAUCAAUAGUGUUUCACUUGGCCAGUCCCUCUUCUUCCAUUUCCCUCCACUGGACAGAGAUGGAGAGAGCUACGUGCUGAUGCUGUACUCCACACUGUCCCGCACGCAAUACGACUUCACGCUGCCUCAGGUCUCCUUCACAUCCACGGGCUACCAUAAGCACGUCACCCUUACAUUCAAUCCCACUCGCAAAGUGCCUGACCAAGAUGUCGCCCAGGGCUCCUAUAUUGCACUACCCCUCACUCUGCUGCUCCUGUUAGCAGCAUACAACCACGAAAAGGUCAUCCCCUUCCUGCUGCAGAUGGGGAAUCGUGUCCAGGGUGUAAGGAGCAUGGCCCAGGCUAGCGGUGACGGUGCUGCCUUGGACGAGGCCAAACGUCAGGCCAAGAGGCAGAAGGCCCGGCGCACAUGAUCACCUCAGACCACAUCGUCCUGCGUUGAAAAGUCCACAAGCAAUCAUGGUCACACCGCCUAAGCAUGUGAAGCGCUUGUCAACCGUGUCUUCAGCUGUUUCUGGAUUUUAGUGACCCAUUUAGCUUGAUGUGGUUUAUUUGAUCGAAGCCCCCACCCCGGCGCAAAAAAAACACUUCCAACACCUCAUCAGUUGCUUUUUUUGUAAAAAAAAAAAAAAAAAAAAAAAGCAAUCAAAUGAAUUAUUUUUACUAUGUAUACUGAAUGAGUCUAGGUCAACUCAAAUGUAUAUCCUUGAUGCCAGUUUGAAAACACUUGAAUCCAUCUAGUCUACCUGCAAAACGGCUCCACUCAAACAAAAUGCUACUUUUUUUUUCAGGAUUUUGCAGUUUCGCCACCACAGAAAACACAAUUCUGUGGGUUUAUACUGUGACACCUUUCCAGUUUUUGUGGUAAAACUGGUACAGUACUCCUUUUUAUAGGGUUAGACACCUCAAAGUGGACUUGGAAGAAAAGACAUGAGAUUACAUUUCGUGGUUUCACUUUUCUUCACUUGUCUUAAAGGAAUAGUUGGGAUUUUUUUGACACCAAGUUGUAUGAAGUCCCCAUCAACAGCGCCUUACACCCCACUUGGUCCCCUAAGUCCAGUUCUGGUCGGAUUUGGGUGAUGAAGAACAUACUUGCUGAGGUUACACAAGUAAGGAAUUGACUUCUUAAAACAAUAUGCGAGCGUCUUCAUCACAUACACAAGAAUGGAGAGGCGACAGUGGGUAUGGAUACCGUGGGAGACAAAUAUAAGGCCAAGCCACAUGUUUUGAGAAGCCAAACUACUUACUUGCGACCCCAGUGAGUACCUGGAGUUAUGCUCUUCAUCACCAAAAUCAGACCAGAACAGAACUGGGGGGUAAGUUGCUGUUGAUGUGCUACACUGCUGAUGCGGAUGUCAUACAACUUCAUGUCAAAACAUCCCAACUAUCCCUUUAAGCCACAGAAUGAUUUAGAAAGUGGUGGGUGGGAAAGUGUGCGUACAUUUGUAGAAACCUGGAACGUAAGCUCAGGAUUUUUUUUGGACAUAGUCGUCCCUCGCCAUAUUGCGUUGCGAAUUUCCUGGCUUCACUCUAUCAUAUCAAUAAAUCUUCACUGUUUCGUGGUUGACUACGGCCUAUUAGUUCAAAAAAAUGCACAUGUUGAAGCAAAGAUUAUGUAAUUUUGGUCCAAAUUAAGCAUUUUCAAACAUGCAAAUGACUGAUUGAACUAAAUUGCAAAUAUAAGACAUUCAGAAAGCGCAAUUGAAAGACACGCUGGAGUAUGUAGUGUUCCACACUAGUAGUUAGGUGUCAAUGAUGUUACAGUAUGGUACACUGAUGAGACAAUAGCCACUGCAGGAAGUAUUGCAAGUAAAAAAUCAACAAGGAACUCUCCAAAUGCUAACGUGUGAGUCUAAAUUAUGUCUUAUUUUCUAUUAUUAUGUCUACUAUUUGGGGAAUAUGAGUAUAAAGGCUAUUGGGGUGUUGUUGCUCUAAUAAGUGUUAAAAACCACAUUUAAAAGGUCAUAGAUUUUCGAUGCUCUUAACUACAGAUUUAUCCUUUAUGAAUAAUUUUUUUUAAAUCCUACUUUGCGGAAAUUUACUUAUCACAGUCUGUUCAGAAGCCAAUGAACCACAACAAAUGAGUGAAGAUCGUUGGAAGCAUUUUUUCCCCCCACAUUUCACAUCUCUGCAUAGAAAGACUUCACAUUUUGCACCACUAUUGAUUGUUUGGAGGAAAACUGCGCUCAGAUUAGAAUAAAAUGUUGUACAAUACAGUAUAUUGUAUAGGAUUUACCCUCAACUAAAUCCACACCCAACAGAAUUUUCGCUUAAAGGGAUAGUUGGGACUUUUUGACAUGAAGUUUCAACAGUGACUUAACACCCCCCCCCCUCUCCCUUUGCUCCGUGAGCGGAGUUCUGGCCUGAUUUCGGUGAGGAGGAACAUAGUUCCGGUUAGUUGCCGGGGCCACUUACGUGAAGAGUUUGGCUUCUCGAAACAGUAUGCGUUCAAAAUAGUAAUACGUUUGCAUCACAAAGCCGUUGCUAACAAAAAAAAAAGUCAGACCCCUCAGUCGCUCGGCGGAACUAUGUUCCUCCUCACCGAAACCCGACCAGAGCUCGGCUCACGGAGCAAAAUUGAACUAUCCCUUUAAUUAAUAAUCCUACCACAUAGGAUUGCGAGUCAUUCCACUCACCUGCCAUAUUGUGAUACACUCCAUUUACCUGUAAGCUUAAACAGAGAAGCUGCCUUUCAUUAGCUCUGGAUGCUGGAACCAGGAUUUUGUUUUCUUUUUGGGGUCGGGGAGGGGGUUCUGGAGAGAAAAUGGGCCUGAUAUAAUUUAUUGACAUGAUUGUGUGUUCUGAUAGUAGCUGUUUUAAUAAUUAUGUUGAGGUUGAGAACCCUCAGUAGUAAAUUAGCCUUAGGCUGGGUUCCGUCACAUGACGUCAUAAUUAAUGUGAACUUUUUUUCGCAUCCAUCUGCUGACUGUCGUGACUGAGACUUGCUGAAAGUUCCAAACCACUUGAGUGUGUACCUAAUUGUAGAAAUGUGUUCUAAAAAAUACACGUUUGUGAUGACUUGAUUGGUUUGUUUGGGUCGAAAGGGGGAAGUGUGUGGUGUGUAAUUGUUUAAUGUGUUUUUAUAAAGUUGAAAUGGAAGAAAAGUGACUUGGCUCGCGUGUAAUGUCACCUCUGGGGGGCAAUGUGAUCCAACUCCUUUUCAGACUCCCAUAUUGUUGCAUUUUCUCUCUAGAUUGAAAAUAAAAUGGACACAACCGG